Ostreococcus tauri is the source of this 3165-nucleotide messenger RNA. RefSeq names its product SNF2-related. The coding region runs from base 1 to 3165 and encodes 1054 amino acids. The transcript has 5 exons. Gene Ontology annotation, cellular component: Swr1 complex. Lineage: Eukaryota; Viridiplantae; Chlorophyta; Mamiellophyceae; Mamiellales; Bathycoccaceae. Gene Ontology annotation, molecular function: histone binding; ATP-dependent chromatin remodeler activity; ATP binding. The record is from RefSeq and is a predicted model, not a curated record.
AUGGAGCAAAAGGUUUCCCGCCGUCGAAAGGCACCUGAUGUCGUGAACGACAAUGAAUUCGUACCUGCUCUCGAUACCGAUGAUGAUUUAGAAACCUUCAACGAAGAGGCGGCUUAUGCCGAUCGCGAUGAACAAAAAAUGGAGCUUAAAGAGCUAGAAGCGGAAAGCGAACUCCCAUUGGACCAACUUUUGUUACGUUAUGGUAUUGGAUCACAUCGGGACAUUACACCGAAGGCUGACAGCGAAACUGCUGACGUAGUUGCUCUUGGACACACUCCUUUAAGCGCCAAGACUGUAUCUCUACUCGAGCUACGCACAGGCGAAAUGCAGGAACACGUACUUUCUGCCGCUUCGCACCUGGCCGAUGAAGAUGGUAUCAUUUUACGCUACCAGUCACUUGAGAGCAAGAUAAAACCGACGAAGCCACUUCCACAUUUCCCUGAACCCAUACCAAAUAAGUGUCACUGGCAGCACGUGGUUGAAGAGAUGACCUGGCUAUCAGGAGACUUUUCGAGAGAGCGAAAAUGGAGGAGGCGAACGGCUUCAAAGAUUGCAACUUUGUUGGUGGCACACCAUUCCCGAAAUGCACAGACGAAGCGUGGUCAAGUUAAAGACAUAACGAGCACUCGCAGAGCUGCAAAAGCAAUUUCGAACAUGAUAAUUAGCUUUUGGAACAAAGUCGAAAAGGUGCUCACAUUGCAACGUCAAGUAGUUGCAGCACACACGGAAAAACUUCAACUUGACGCUCAGUUAGAUGAUCUCGUCAAAGUUACGGAAUCUUAUUCCUCACAGCUCGCGGAGAGACUGAGUCAUUCUACCUCAUUUAAGCCUCAGAAUCUUAUUGGUGAGCAUUCAGUACGCGAUUCGCAGUACAACGAUACUUCAACGGUUUCCAGCGCGAAGAAAACCAUGGUUGCUGACGGAAAUACAUCAGGCGAGGCUCUAAGAUUCCCUCUUCUGAAGUAUACCUUGCGUGAUUACCAGCUUGAUGGUGUUAAAUGGCUCACACAUUCAUACAUUAGUGGGCUGAACGUCCUUUUAGCCGAUGAAAUGGGUCUAGGAAAGACUAUACAGACGAUCGCCCUUUUAUCUACGCUCGCUAGUGAAUUUGGAAACUGGGGCCCACACUUGAUAGUGGUGCCAACGUCUGUGAUGCUCAACUGGGAAGUUGAGUUCAAGAAGUGGUGCCCAGCGCUGAAAGUCUUCACUUAUUUUGGGUCAGUGAAAGAGAGACGUUUGAAGCGACAUGGUUGGACUAAACCCAAUAGUUUUCACGUUUGCAUAACAUCAUACAAAAUAGUAACGCAGGAUCAAGUUAUAUUUCGUCGGAAAAAUUGGGAGUAUCUAAUUUUGGACGAAGCGCACAUGAUAAAGAACUGGCAAUCACAAAGAUGGCAAGUACUACUUAACUUCAGCACGAAACAUCGACUUUUGAUUACAGGCACCCCUCUUCAAAAUGAAUUGAUGGAACUAUGGGCACUCAUGCACUUCCUUAUGCCUGAAUUGUUCACUUCGCAUUCGGAGUUCAAAGACUGGUUUGCAAAUCCUAUGAGUGCGAUGGCGGAUGGCACUCAGGUGGUUAAUGAGACGAUUGUCACGCGUCUACAUUCCAUUCUUCGGCCAUUCAUUCUACGCCGACUGAAAUCAGACGUGGAAAAGUCACUGCCAGAGAAACGAGAGCACAUUGUCAAGUGUGUGCUAUCCAGACGUCAGCGACGUCUAUAUGAGGAGUAUAUUUCUUCUAGUAGCACCAUGAGGACUCUUUCUAGCGGGAACGUGAUGGGCAUGAUGAACUGUCUGGUGCAACUUCGGAAAGUUUGUAACCAUCCGGAUCUGUUCGCCGGGCGGCAGAUUUGUAGCGCCUAUGAUAUGACACACGUGGACAAGCUAUCGCCGUUUGCUUAUUUCGCACAUCUCUCGCACUCAGCCCCUCGUAUUUCAGGAGUUCACCUCGAGAAAACAGCUUCUGAGGGCCGGGACGAAUGCGACAGAGCCGAAUGCGUAUUGCAAGAUAUGCGAAGCUAUGGCAUGACUGAUGAAGUGCCAUGUAUGAAAGAACCGUGUGCUAAACAAAUUCUGUCAUCACUGUCCAGGUUGCGCAUGAAGUUUCAAGUUCGACGCAAUGCAUCUCGGCACUGCACUCAAGUGGAUGUGAUUCGAAACGAUGAUAGUAUGGUUCGUAGUACGAAAUGUUUGCACGCAAAUGACAAGGAGACAUCGUACUCUCGUGAGUGCAGAGUUGCGCUGCAUUCGCACUUGCACGAUGGUUCACUCCCAUUCACAUUCCUCAUUCCACGAGUGAGAACAACAUCCCCGACUGUUUUCUGGGAGACUUCUCGAGAUUUACAUCCGCGUGCUAGCAGAUACAUGGAUGAAAAUAUCUUAAGACUUCUUGCUCCUUUACGAAAAUCCAUUAUAAGGCAAAGUAUGUUCUUUCCUGAUAAGCAGCUCGUGCAGUUUGACUGUGGUAAACUUCAAGUCUUAGCCACUCUUCUCCGCACAUUGAAGCAAGGAAAUCACAAGGUGUUGAUAUUUACACAGAUGACGAGGAUGCUUGAUAUCCUCGAGUCGUUCUUAAACUUACACGGAUACAGUUACUGUCGCCUUGAUGGCAGCACGAGCACAGAGCAGCGUCAGCUACUCACUCAAAGGUUCAACGGUGAUGACCGAAUCUUUAUUUUCAUCUUAUCUACGCGAUCCGGGGGGUUUGGUAUCAACUUAACGGGUGCCGAUACUGUCAUCUUCUACGAUUCGGAUUGGAACCCUGCCAUGGAUCAACAAGCACAAGAUCGCUGCCACCGUAUAGGUCAAACGCGAGAUGUGCACAUUUACCGUCUUAUAGGUGAGGGGACUAUAGAAGAGAGUAUUCUCCAGAAAGCGAUUCAGAAACGAGAGUUAGAUUCUAUGGCAAUUCAACUGGGCAAUUUUAAUACAGGAACGCUUGUCUCUACUGAUGUGAAAGUGUGCAUGUUUGGAAAAGGUCAAACAAGUCACGAAGUAUCUGCAGAAGGUAUCAGUGCGAGUAAUCCACAAGCAGACCAGGAAUUCAGGACCCGCGAUGAAACUUCUUAUCGCGAGGAGAUACAACCUGUUGCAUCGUUUGAUGCGAGCAAGCUUCUACCAGUCGAAAGAUAUGCUCUGGAUCACUGCGCAACACGCGGCUGA